GAGCUCAUAAAUAAUUGGGCUUAACAAGUUCAUUUUCUUGGGGGUGUUUGGCCCGUCACUGCCUGAACGGUCCAUUUUAAGAACUGCUGAUCUAAUUCUUUUAUUCGUUUUCGUUCACUUCCGAAUUCCAAUAAUAGCCGUUGCCGGUAUUUGGCGGGAACUUAUAACAGUAUAUCCAAACCAAAGCACUAGAUUGACCCCAAAACAGAAGAAAAUGAAUGCUUCAAAAUCUCUCUCUCCCUUCAGGCUUUCCUCUCUCCUACGUCGCCAGAAGGACCCAAUUCUCGCUCUCCAACUCUUCCAAAACCCCAACUCUGAUUCAACUCCUCAACCCAAAAAGUCUUCCCGCUACUCUCUCCUUUCCUACGACCUCAUCAUCACCAAGCUCGGCCGCGCUAAAAUGUUCGACCAAAUGGACCAAAUCCUUCACCAAUUGAAGCAAGAAACCCGCUUUGCUCCCCCCGAAAUCAUCUUUUGCAAUGUCAUUUCGUUCUACGGUCGCGCUCAUCUCCCCGACCGUGCACUCCAAAUUUUCGAUGAAAUUCCCACAUUUCGUUGCCAUCGGACCGUGAAAUCAUUGAAUUCAUUGUUGAAUGCGCUUCUCAGGUGUGGCGAGUUUGAGAAAAUGUGGAAAUUCUUUGUGGGUAUUGAAAAAUACGCGACCCCGGAUGCAUGUACUUAUAAUAUACUGAUGAAAGCUUGUUGUUCGAAUGAGUACUUGGAUGAUGCGUGGAAGGUGCUCGAUGAAAUGUCUAGAAAGGGUAUUCCCCCGAAUUCGGUGACAAUGGCGAGUUUGAUUUAUUGCCUUUGUUCGAAUUUGAAGUUGAAAGAAGCUUUCACGUUGAAAGAGGAUAUGGCUAGGGUAUAUGGGGUGCCGCCUACUAUAUUCGUGUAUACCUCCUUGAUGAAAGGGCUUUGCAAGAUUGGUGAAAUGAGUUUGGCUUUUAGGCUUAAGGAGGAGAUGAUAAUGAGAAAAAUCAAACCAGAUGCAGCGGUUUAUUCGACUUUAAUCAGCGGGCUUUUCAAGCUUGGUAGGAAAGGGGAGGUUUUUGGGCUUCUUGAGGAAAUGAGCGAGUAUGGGUGCAAACUUAAUACUGUAACGUACAAUGCAAUGAUUAAUGGGUUUUGCAAGGAGAAGGAUUUUGAAGCAGCAUAUAAAGUUUUGGAUGAGAUGGUGGAGAAGGGGUGUGAGCCAGAUGUUAUUAGUUACAAUGUGAUUCUUGGUGGACUAUGUCAGGAAGGGAAAUGGAGUGAAGCAAAUGAUUUGUUCGAAGAUUUACCAAGACGUGGAUGCACUCCGGAUGUGGUUUCAUAUCGAAUAAUGUUUACUGGACUUUGUGAUUGCAGGCAGUUCAGAGAAGCAGCACUUAUUUUAGAUGAGCUGAUCUUCAAGGGUUAUGCACCCCAUCGUCUAAGUGCACAUAAACUUGUUGAGGGGUUGUGUCGGGAAGGUGAUAUGGAGUUGUUAAGGACAGUUUUAACUAGUCUGGGAAACGGAAAUGUUCUUCAUGUGGACACCUGGGCAAUGGUGAUUUCGAUAGUAUACAAGAAGGAGAAGCUUUCAAAUGUGUCUGAGCUUGUUGAUACUUUGCUAGUGCAGUAAAUUGUGGUUGUGCCCAUGUCAAUAAGAUAAAAUUGGGUUUUCUUGCAAAGGCAUGCUAUAUAAUUCUAUGCAUCUGCGUGGAUGACUUGCAAGUUCACUUUUCUUUGUGGUUUACUAUGGAAGAAAACCAAUAUGUUUGCCAUAAUUUAAAGCCACAACUUUCUAGUCUGCAGUCCUAUUGGGGCUGCUGAUUUUAGAGGGACAGAGAAGGUCGCCAAAGCUAAUGUGAUUCGUUUGUGGACUGCUGUCCUUUUAUAUUUUAGAAUUUAGGAAUGG
This is a messenger RNA of Prunus dulcis (almond), 1879 nucleotides long. RefSeq names its product putative pentatricopeptide repeat-containing protein At1g53330. Gene Ontology annotation, molecular function: protein binding. NCBI's taxonomy places the organism in Eukaryota, Viridiplantae, Streptophyta, Magnoliopsida, Rosales, Rosaceae. The coding region runs from base 215 to 1603 and encodes 462 amino acids. The transcript has a single exon. The record is from RefSeq and is a predicted model, not a curated record.